UACAUUGUUUCAUUAGUGUGUGUGUAAUGUAUUUGUUUAUCAAUCAUUCGCGCAGUUUGUAGGCUAACGAUGAGUCAUUUGAACCAGAUGGUGCAAUCUUGUAUAUGUUAACAUUAACAGUAACCAGUCAACUUCGAACCUAGUUUUAUGAUUCACUGUGACUUGAGUGAAUCUCUGUUAAAGCUGUCAAAUAUGGCAUGUGAGGAAACGAGAACUGAGGAAAACCUGACAGAGGAUUCAGACAGACAAAUCCACACAGAUGAGAUGAAACAAGAAACUAGCCAAAACAUUUGUCAGCACUUCCUCUUGGGCAGAUGUCAUUUUGGAGACAGAUGUCGACUGUCUCACAGUGUACUUGACAUCCCUCAAACCACACACUCAGAAGAAGAUGAUACAGCCAUCACAGAAAAGCAGAGCAAGACCCGAAAAAACAGAAAAAAGAAAAAUGCAGAAAAGCAGCAUAUAAGGAAUGAGAAGGAAGGGUGUAAGAAGAAGCCACGCAUGCGUACAGCCGACGAUGUCAUCUCCAGAAUUAUAUGGGACUCCUCAGUGGACCCAGCUGAUUUUAUAGUCGGUCACCUGGACCGUUUCCUUGGGGUGCUGGAACGCCCAUUCUCUGACUUCUCAUGGGACGCUCAGGUAUGUGACUGUGACUUCUCUGAGGAGCUGGCUCUCCCUCGUCAUAGGAUCCAGUACUUCAGCUACAAGGGCCAGCGGGUGUGGGAUAGGGACAGUCGCACUGACAGGGUGUUCGGUUCAACGGGGCAGACUAUUUUGCCCCCUUUUGGUGGUGUGAAUCAGCAACAAGACAAUUUAGCUGACACUGAACAACACGAAGAGACCACCAACACGACAGAUGACCAAGAGCAAGCGACUGAAGAACAGGAUGAUGGUGGAGCUACAAUUACAACAAAUAAACAAGAGCUGGGAGAUGUUGUAGAUCACUCAUUUACCGAAAAUGCUGAAGACGAUAUUUUACUUUUGCAAAAAGAAUCUGCACACAAAGACCAAAACACAUCAGCUGCUGAAGAUUUGAACCAGUUGGCAGAGGAGUUAUCCAUCGCUCCGAAAGAGGAACAGAAUGAAACAGUGGAAGAAUGGAAGGACAGCUGGGACGGAGAGAGGGGUACAGAAGCAGAGCCAGAAUCAUCCUUACCACAAGAACCUCGGUCCAACCGUCCUCCUCCACGCAAAGCCACCCACUUCAUCUGCUUCCGCGUGGACUCUCCCGCUGCUCUCCAGGCCUUCCAGCGUAUUCAGAAAAAGGUUCUCUCCCAGCUUCCUCAGUCAGAGCCGCUGUGGGUGGACCCUACAACUUUACACGUCACUCUUUCCUUACUUGUCCUGAAGGGCCCAGAGGAAGUCAGUGCUGCUGCUGAGCUCCUGCAUACCAUAAUCAGAAACUCCCACAAACCCCCUAUUUCUGUGUCUUUCACCCCCAAACUAAAGCACUUUAAUGGGACUGUUCUCCACGUGGCCCCACAACCCCUGUCAGAUAUCCAGAAUCUGAAUUCCCCUCUCCAAGAAGUCUUCAAGGAGAAGGGCUGGCUACACCGCCAUUCCCGAUGCCCAACGUACCAUCUUACCCUGGCCAAAUCGCAGAAGCCCAUGACAGAGAAGAUGUUUGAAGGGAUAGGGACUGUUAAACUCGCCAAAGAUAUCAACUUCGGCAAGCUAGAAGUAAAUAAACUCUAUCUUUGUGUGAACAGUCAUACAAACACAGAGAACAGUUUCUAUCAGGUAGUAUGUGUUGUGCGGUUGCCCAAUGUGUAAAAGUGCCUGGUUAUGUAACAUCUGAACUCGGGGUUGAUGGUUAAUUACCACAUCAAAUACUUUAUAUAUUUAAAUUAAAAAUUUUAAUCAUGUACUCCUAAAAUGACUCCUUUCCAAUCCCUGAUGUUUAGACACAGGUUUCCCAAUGAACACUGUAAAACCUGAUAAAUUAAGAAUACUCAAAACAUUUGAGGAAACUUAUUGCCUCAAAACAUUUGAGUAAACGAACUCAAUUUUUUUUAAGCUAGUAUAGCAUAAAAUUUUUAUAACGAGUGGGGUGGGGCUGAGAGCCAUGGGAGCCAAGCCAAGCCUCAUUUCCAUGAUCCCACCCCAUUCAUCACAAUGAUAAUUAUAUACAACUUGCUUCCAUAAACAGCACAUUCAUUCAGAUCUUUAUAGUUAAGUGCUAGUUAGCAACAACACACUGGCAAAUGCUAAUGUUGUUAUCCAAAACACUUGCAUGUAAAUAGUCAAACAACAUGCAGUAUAUAUAGUCUUUAAGUUUUGCUGUCCAUCCUCAACCUAACCACAGGCUCUACUCUUCACCACAACGGUAACACUACAAAACCAACAUAACAGAAACCUAUGUAAAUCCUAACAUAACACAACAUUUAAGUACUAAUUUAUGUCUCUUUUUGUUAAUCUUGUGCAAAAACUCACAAAAUAACAUUUAAUUUCUACAUUUAUUUUCCUUGUUGUCUGAUGCAAGGCAUGCUGGGAACUAGAAAACACAAUCAUUUUAAGUUCACCUUUCUACAACUACAUUUUGAGUUUACAGAACUUAUUUAAAUUAAGUCCAAUGAACUUUCAUUAAAUGAAAUGAGUUAAUUUCACUCAAAUAAUAAUUCAUUUCACUGUUCGGUUUUACAGCGAAUGACUGCUUAUUUUAAAUGUAAUAGUUGCAAAAGCAAGGAAUUUACGCAUUUUAAAAAUGUUUACAAUAAUUUCUAUAAUGUCUAUAUCAUCUCUGUUGCAGUAAAAAACACUGUUCUAUUUUAUAUCUUUAUAUUCUCUCUUCAAAAACUCAAAUUUUGGAUAACACAAGCAUUUGCGACAAUGAAAGUUCUUUAUGUUUUAGUUAUCUUACAUGUACAGUAGUCAUAUUUCAGUGUGGAAGCAAAAUUAAAUUGAAUGGCCAAAGAACUGAACAGCUUUGACAGUUGAAUUUGAUAUUAUUUUUUAUUUUUGUGUGUAUUUGUUUACCCUCUCUUAGGUAAAGACACACAACAUUCACCUUAAAUGUACCUGGUAAUUUCUUCUUUUCCUGUUCAGUCAUUCAUUGUAAGAUGUUGCUAAGUGACUCAGUGCAAGGCAGUAUUUUUGGAUCGGUAAUCAAAUUGGAUGUGAGGGUGAGUGUGUAAUUUUUUAUUGAAAGUGGACUGGAUAUAAAUAAGUAAUUUACCAUGUAUUUCAACUCUGUUUUUAUAGCACAAGCUCUCAAUUAUUCAACAUCAAACAAACAACUCUGAACAGCUGUACAUUUAGACCCUGAAAUGUCUUGAGACCAUGAAAGUAAAUCAAACUAAAUGACAUGUUUUAUGGAUAUUUUUUUUUGGCACGCGUGUUACAGUAGCAGCUCUGUCUGAGAUGUGAGCAAGGAAGUCUUGCAUACAUAACAACAUUUUCUCUUUCCUCAUGCACACUACACAUAUAUGAAUGCUUGUGCAGUCUCUUUCUCUCCAUCCCUCCCUCCUGUGCUUCUCCGUCCAGCACCCCUCCCCCAUCCUCACUUGCUUUCUCUUUCAGUGACACAGAAAAACCAACACCACCCUCCCUCUCUCAUGCAUUCAU
This is a messenger RNA of Onychostoma macrolepis, 3564 nucleotides long. RefSeq names its product leukocyte receptor cluster (LRC) member 9 (gene leng9). The transcript has 7 exons. Bases 148 to 1773 code for a protein of 541 amino acids. Lineage: Eukaryota; Metazoa; Chordata; Actinopteri; Cypriniformes; Cyprinidae. Gene Ontology annotation, molecular function: metal ion binding. The record is from RefSeq and is a predicted model, not a curated record.